This is a messenger RNA of Cavenderia fasciculata, 735 nucleotides long. RefSeq lists its product as uncharacterized. NCBI's taxonomy places the organism in Eukaryota, Evosea, Eumycetozoa, Acytosteliales, Cavenderiaceae. The coding region runs from base 1 to 735 and encodes 244 amino acids. The transcript is spliced from 2 exons. The record is from RefSeq and is a predicted model, not a curated record.
AUGAAACCAAACAAUUUCUUUAGAUUUUAUCCAUAUAUUAGCAAACAACAAGGUUUAAUAACAUCUUCACCACAAUGUUUUAAGCCAUCUUUUACUCAAUCCAAUACAAGAUUAAUGGAGAGAAUUCCAGAUUUUGAAAUUGGAUCUACAAGAACUAUGAUCCGAGUGACACCAUCGGAUUUGGAGAUUCUUUCAUCUGUCAAGGAGAUGCAAUUGGACAAGACGCAUAAAAAGCAUACUAGUGGGUUUGUAGACAGCAAGAUAUCAUCGUUGCUAGCACAAAAGGGUCUUCCUCUCAAAGGUCAACAAGCUCCCAAUAUCAUUAGAGUGCGAGAGAAUGAUACCGUAUUAACCGCCAUCAAACAGAUGCAUACCAACAAGGUCGGUGCUGUCAUUGUUGUAGAUUCACAAAACAAGAUGACCGGUAUCUUUAGUGAACGAGAUUACCUAAACUCGUUGGCAGUACGUGACCUCAAGUCAAAGGAUACCUAUGUCAAAGAUGUCAUGACCACACCAGUUGUCACUGUUAGAUUGGACACGUCGACUGCAAAGUGCAUGAAGAUUAUGUCACAACGUAGAUUCCGUCAUCUUCCCGUGAUCGAUGGUGAUAAGUUGGUUGGUAUCGUUUCAAUCGGUGAUAUUGUCAAACAUAUCAUCUCUGACCAACGUACUGAAAUCACUCAUCUACGUCAAGUUCUAUCUGGUCAUGUAGAUGAUAUGGAUCAAGGUCUUUAA